GGUGCUAAAAGUGCCAACAGGACAUCUAGAUUUAGCUUCUAACCAUCAAGAACUGACCUUCCAAGUUCACAUUAAGAAAUAUUUCACAUGGGCCAGGUCCUGUGCCGUGAACUUCAGCCACCAGCUCCUGUGACUGGCUCUGUGACCUUGGGAGGUACUUGACCUUGGGAGAAAAAAAAAUUCUGAAAGGAUAACAAAUUGUGAUGUACACAUACAGUGGACUACUGUUCUGUCAUAAACAGGAGAAAGUGCUGAUACGUUGUGCUACAACAUAGAAGAGUUUGAAAACCUCACUCUGAUGUUAAAAAAAAAAAAAAAAGCUUUAGAAGAAGAUGCCGGACCCGAGGGCUCCCGGAAGUGCCAGGCCCGCAACGCGCUGAGGAGGUCGCCCGGAGAAGUUUGCUUUCCCGGAGGCAGGUGCGAACCGGAGGACGUGGAUGCUGUGGCCACGGCUCUCCGGGAAGCCCAGGAGGAAGUGGGGCUGCACCCCCGCCAGGUGGAGGUCGUCUGCCGCCUCGUGCCCUAUCUGUUGGAGAGAGAUACGCUGAUAACCCCCGUUGUAGGGUUUAUAGACCAAAACUUCCAGGCCCAGCCCAAUCCCGAUGAAGUUAAGAAGGUGUUCCUGGUGCCUCUGGAAUAUUUCCUGCAGCCACGGGUCUACCACCAGAGUCACGUGACUCUUUCUGGCCAUCACGUGGUUGUUCACCACUUUGAGUACAGCCAUCCUGAAGAUGGUGUCACCUACCAAAUCAGGGGAAUAACGGCGAGAUUUGCACUGUUGGUUGCCUUAAUUAUUUUGGAGGAAAAACCCAUCUUUGACGUUGAAUUUAAUCUCAGUGAUCUAGUUUCCUCCUCUGAAGAGAUCUUCCUGAAGCGUCACAAACAUGCUAUAAGCAAGUUAUGAUUUAUGGAACUGACAUCCAAAUAACUAAGAGUAUUUGGUGUGUGCUCAUCCACAAGAACAACAGUAACUCCAGCUGUUGGAAACGGACAGGUGCGAAUAUUUUUUUUCCACAGUAUGAAGGUAAAAAAAUACCUUGUCUCUUUCCCACUUGCCUUCUAUUACCCAAAAGAGCAAAAAGUCUUUCAAGAGUGGAAAAGUGUGAGGGGUGCUUGAGUGGUUCCGUCGGAUAAAUGUCCGACUUCGGCUCAGGUCAUUUUCUCGAAGUCCAUGAAUUUGAG
Messenger RNA from Suricata suricatta (meerkat), 1182 nucleotides. It is a transcript of the gene NUDT7, whose product is annotated as nudix hydrolase 7. Gene Ontology annotation, molecular function: magnesium ion binding; coenzyme A diphosphatase activity; manganese ion binding. The transcript has 5 exons. The coding region runs from base 299 to 904 and encodes 201 amino acids. Gene Ontology annotation, biological process: coenzyme A catabolic process; nucleoside diphosphate metabolic process. The record is from RefSeq and is a predicted model, not a curated record. NCBI's taxonomy places the organism in Eukaryota, Metazoa, Chordata, Mammalia, Carnivora, Herpestidae.